AUGGCCAGCCCCGAAGACUCGGUCAUCUCCCUCGAGUACCGCGGCCGCGUGGCGCUGCUCACGAUUGACAACGACCGCAAGCUCAACGCUCUCGCACAACCGCAGUAUUACGACCUCGCCCAGAAGCUGCGCGAGAUUGCUACACACGACGAGGUCUUCAUCACUGUUCUGACGGGCAAGGGGCGCUACUUUUCUGCCGGCGCUGACGUGUCGAUUGCGCGCGCCUCCCCCGCCGGUCCAGACGCUCACAAGCACUGGCUCCAGUCCUUCGUGGCCUUCAACCUCAACAUCACGCAAGCCUUCUACUCGCACCCCAAGAUCCUCGUCGUCGGCCUCAACGGUCCCGUCAUCGGCCUCUCCGCCGCCCUCGUCUCCUUCGCCGACUUCAUCUACGCCACACCCUCUACCUUCCUCCUCACCCCCUUCUCCUCGCUCGGCCUGGUGGCGGAGGGCGGCGCCUCGCGCGCCCUGGUCCAGCGCCUUGGCAUCAGCAAGGCCAACGAGGCGCUCAUCAUGAGCAAGCGCAUCCCGGCCGAGGAGCUGCUGCACACCGGGUUCGUGAACAAGAUCUUCGACACGGGCAAGGGCGAGGACGCGAGGUUCAGAGAGCUCGUGCUGCACGAGGCUGGGGAGCACCUGAUUGGGGAGAGCCUGACGGGCAUCAAGGCGCUGAUCCGGAGGCCCGAGAUGGAUGCCAUGGACAAGCAGAACUCGCUCGAGGUGUUUGCGGGGCUGGAGAGGUUCAUGAAGGGCGUUCCGCAAGAGGAGUUCCGCAAGAUAGCCAGCGGCGAGAAGAGGCACAAGUUGUAA
Colletotrichum spaethianum is the source of this 810-nucleotide messenger RNA. RefSeq names its product 3,2-trans-enoyl-CoA isomerase. Lineage: Eukaryota; Fungi; Ascomycota; Sordariomycetes; Glomerellales; Glomerellaceae. The record is from RefSeq and is a predicted model, not a curated record. Gene Ontology annotation, biological process: fatty acid beta-oxidation. The coding region runs from base 1 to 810 and encodes 269 amino acids. Gene Ontology annotation, cellular component: peroxisomal matrix. The transcript has 3 exons.